UUCGCUCUUCCCCGUGCCCCUCCCCCCUCCCAUCUGUUUCCCCGGCUGCGCGCGGAGCUCCCACAUUGUAUGGCCAGGGCAGCAGCGGCGGCGGCGGCGGCGGAGGGGACGACGACGGCGCGGGGCGGUGGGGGCAGAAGAUGGGUCGCCCGCAGCAGCAGCAGCAGCUGCGCCGCCCCCGCCGGCCCUAGAGACCCCCGAGCCAGAGGAGGCGGCUGAGGAGGCGCCAGCCCGGAGGAGCCCCAUGCGGAGGAGCCGGCGCGGAGGGGGCGGCCGCGGCUGCUGAGGGGAAAAGAGCGGCGGGAAGCAAGGAGGGAGGCAGGGGGGACGGACGGACGGACGGACGGACGGGGGCUCUCUCGGCUAGGACCGGCCCGGCGGCGGCAGCAGCAGCGAUUCUCGGGGCAACGCGGGGCGAGAGGGCGAUGUGCCCGGAGGAGGACGGCGGUUGUGGCGGCGGCGGCGGGGGGGACGAAGGCGCGGCGGCGGCGGCGGUGGCUGCUGCUUCUGAGGGGACUUCCGCCGCCUCGGCUCCCGCCUCGGUGCUGCUGAGGGAGCUGCGCUCGUGGUGGGAAGUGCCGGCCAUCGCUCACUUCUGCUCGCUCUUCAGGACCGCGUUCCGCCUGCCCGACUUCGAGAUCGAGGAACUUGAAGCAGCUCUGUAUAGUGAUGAUGUCGAUUUCAUCAGCGAUCUGAUUGCCUGUCUUCUCCAGGGCUGCUAUCAGCGCAGUGACAUUACGUCUCAGACGUUUCACGGUUACCUUGAGGAUAUUAUCAACUAUCGCUGGGAGCUGGAGGAAGGAAAGCCUAACCCUUUACGAGAAUCUACAUUUCAGGAGUUGCCACUGCGUACCCGCGUGGAGAUUCUUCACCGCCUUUGUGAUUACCGACUUGACGCUGAUGAUGUCUUUGACCUGCUCAAGGGUUUGGAUGCAGAUAGCCUCCGAGUGGAACCUUUGGGUGAAGAUAGCAAUGGUGCCCUCUACUGGUAUUUCUAUGGUACUCGAAUGUACAAAGAGGAACCAGCCAAACCAAAUGGAGAGCUGGCUUCAGACAGGGGAAGUGGAGCACAGGCAAGCACUCCAAGCAUUCCUGGAAAAGUGGUGAAAAGGCGAGGUCGACCCCCAAAACGGAAAAAAUUGCUGGAGGAGAAUCUCUUGAGGGAGAAGGCAGAAGAAAAUGCAGUUUCACAUGAUUCACAGAUGAGAAAUGGACCAGGUCAUGGAACAUGGUGGUUGCUGUGUCAGACAGAAGAGGAGUGGCGGCAGGUCACAGAGAGCUUCCGAGAGAGAACGUCCUUGAGAGAGCGACAGCUCUACAAGCUCCUGAGUGAAGACUUCCUGCCAGAAAUCUGCAACAUGAUUGCACAAAAAGAGAAACGUUUGCAGAGGAUGGAGUUUUCUCCCAGAUGGAUGUCUGAUCAUCAGCACAUCAAGCCAAUGCGGCACGAGGUAACCCCAAUGGUACUUAGCAGAAUGGAAAAGCAGAGGCGCAGGGAAGAAGAAGAAGAAGAGCGCCAAAUCCUUCUGGCAGUUCAGAAGAAGGAGCAGGAACAAAUGCUGAAGGAGGAGAGGAAGCGAGAAAUGGAGGAGAAAGUGAAGGCAGUGGAAGAACGAGCGAAGAGAAGGAAGCUCCGGGAAGAGCGGGCAUGGUUGCUGGCCCAGGGAAAGGAACUUCCCCCGGAGCUUUCUCAUCUGGAUCCCAACUCACCUGCUAGAGACGAGAGGAAGGCCAAGGACCUCUUUGAACUUGAUGAUGAGUUUACAGCGAUGUACAAAGUUCUAGAUGUGGUGAAAGCCCACAAAGAUUCCUGGCCUUUCUUGGAGCCAGUUGAUGAAUCCUAUGCUCCCAACUACUAUCAGAUCAUUAAGACUCCGAUGGAUAUCUCUAGCAUGGAAAAGAAACUAAAUGGAGGGCAAUACUACACCAAGGAACAGUUUACGGGAGACAUGAAGAUCAUGUUUAGAAACUGCCUUAAAUAUAAUGGUGAAAACAGCGAGUACACUAAAAUGGCUUACAACUUGGAAAGAUGUUUUCACCGGGCAAUGAUGAAGCACUUCCCUGGAGAAGAUGGGGACACUGAUGAUGAGUUCUGGAUUAGAGAGGAUGGGAAACGGGAAAAAAGAAGUCGUCGGACCAUACGCUCCAGUGUUUGGACGCGGUCCAAGGACUCUGAAGGGCCUGGCCGGAGACAACAGCAUCUGCAAAAUGGAGGAAAACUUCCACCACAUCGGGCAAAACAUCGAGUUUCCACUUCUUCAUCUUCCUCCUUAUCCUCCUCUGUGGAUGAUCCAAGUAGCAGUUCGAUGCUGCCGACUGGGGAGGUGGCCUCUUCCAAUGGCCGAGGCUUUCUGCAGUCACAUCACUAUGGUGGAAUGCCCAGCCAUGUAUCCCAUCCUGGGCAGAUGAGGCCAGCAGUGCCAGGACCAUUUGGCUCCCUGCAUGGGUCUGAUCCUGCAAAACCAUAUGGAUCACCACGAGUACCAGAACCACACCCUGGGGAACCAAGUCAGCAGCACCAGCACUUUGCCAUGCAGCCUACUGUUGGACUGAAUGAUCCCAGAGAACAUCGGCUUCCUGCUCCAGAGAAACAGGUGUGUGCAGGACCAAUGACUGUCCCUUCAAUGGGACCACAGCCUGGAUCCCUACAGCUUGGUCGGAUGAGUGGCCCACCCACAGAUGCCAGCAUGUAUUCUCCUGCACAAUUCCAGCAAGGAUUUCUUUCUCCAAGACACAAUGGACCUCCUGUGAGGCCACCAGAGCCCUCAGAGCUUCCUCCCAGCCAUAUGUACAGACCUUUCCUAAACCGAGCACAUCCUGCUGUGUGGAAUGGAAGCCACGAGGCAGCAAACCAGAUGGCCCUGGGUGUAGGCAAGAAGCUUCCCAUGGGCCCACGCCACCCUUUGCCACCCCGUGCUUUGAGUCACAUGAUGGACCCUCGGGUACUAAGGCCGCCUUUGCCACCCAACCAAUGGACUGAGCAACCCAAUUUCCUACCUCAUGGAGUUCCACCCUCAGGAUAUAUCCGACAGCCAGGAAAAGCCACUGGUCAGAGAAUGCAGCAGCAGCUACCGGCCUCAUUGUUUGGGCCUCCCCCGCAAGUGCAGAGAGGAGGCCAGGGCGGGGAAUCCAUGAUGGACAGUCCAGAAAUGAUUGCCAUACAGCAGCUGUCUUCCCGGGUAUGCCCACCCGGUGUGCCUUACCAUCCCCGUCAACCCCCUCCCCCACACUUGCCUGGACCCUUCCCUCAGCUGGCUCGAGUGGCAUCUACCAACGUCCAACCUCCAAAGCCAGUUUUAGGGAACAGGAACUCUCAGGAUGCUCUCCGGACAGUAGAUCCAGAGAACAACAGAGUGGACCCUCCAUCAGGAGUUGAAGAGAAAACGACGUGUGUCGGCCUUCCAGAAAGGACAUACCCCAAGCUGCUACCUCAUUCCAAGUCCCCCUUGCAAACAGAUUACUCAAGGCAGAGCGUGACACAAGAAGGGGAUGGAAAUGAUUCUACGACUAAAAAUGACCCAAAAGCAAUGCAGAGCAAGAGCACAUGGUCAGCAGAGGGUAGCUAUAUGAGGCCAGAGGCCCAGGGCGGUGCGAGGGACAUUCCAGCCACAACAGAAAGAGAGACUGCCCCUGAAAAUGGCGCCGUGGGUGCUGAAGGGCCAUCCAGUGGAUCAGAAGGAAAAGCAGUGCCUGCUCAUUUCUUGGAGAAGCCCCGUUGCACUGGAGGGAAAAGCCUGCUGGAAGCAGCUGUGCCUUGCAUGGGACAGAGCACCAGUGUUCCUGCUGGUGUGGAUGGCAAUCCAGUGGGAGGCAGCCCUGGCCAGUUCAGCCCUCUUUACAUGCACAGCUUGGAGUAUCCAAAUUCAGCCACGCGUUACCACCUAAAUUCAGGACUGCAGGGGUUCAAUCCUAUGAUGGGAGGAAAGCCCCCGCCAGUGCCCCACACCCAGCAUUUUCCUCCUCGGGGAUUUCAGCCGAACAACAGCCCCCCUGGUGUCUUCCCCCGCUACCGUCCUCAUCAGGGAGUGCCAUAUCCAUACCAGCCACAGCCUCCUCCUUCCUAUCACCACUACCAGCAAUCUCCUUAUUACGCUUGUCCACAGGGUUACCCAGACUGGCAGAGAUCUUUCCCUCCGCAGUCCAGUCCGACCCAGUCACCUCUGGGCCGGCCCCCUUUCUCAGACAGAGGGACCAUGGGUGGCGGCAUGCAGGGCUGUGAGGUGGUCAGCGCUGCUUUGGCUUCCCCGAACCAAAUAGAUAUGGCCAGCGCCAAAGAGGUUCCAAGCACUGGGCAGGAGCUGCCGCCUGAGGCUAAGAAACCAGAUGAGUCCCAGGAGAGGUCUGAGAGUCCCAAAGAGUUUCUCGAUUUGGACAACCAUAAUGCAGUUGCCAAGAGGCAGAGAACAGUGGCGACAGGAGAGUAUCUCUAUGGCUCUCCCCCUCCACCUGUGAGGUCUGGGAUUGGAUUUGGCCCAUCUGCUUUCCCACCCCAUGGUGUCAUGUUACAAGCAGGGUCCCCAUACCCAUCGCGGCAUCCGGCCAGUCACUUCCAGCCUCGGGCUUAUGGAUCACCAGUGAAUGCUCACUUGUCAAACCAUCCAGCUGCCAAUCAAGCAAAUGGACUUGCUCAUGAAGGACCUCUUUACCGUUGCCAAGAAGAAAAUGUGGGACACUUUCAGGCCUUAAUGAUGGAACAGACAGGACGUGGAAGUGGCAUGGGGGGACUGUCCCCAGAUAUGUAUAGACCACCAGGAAUGCACAUGCACCAACCCCAAGCCCCAUUCCCAAAGGUGCCUCCAGCAACACUACCCCGAGAAGAACUGCCACCACAAAAACCGUCAGCAUUGCCACUGGAUCAGAGCUAGUCCAAGAAUGGAAGACUUCAAAGGAGACACGAGCCACAUGCAACUAGAUAAGGGCAAAGAGGGGCAUUCUUUCUACCCUUAUUUUCUUCCCCAGCAUCAUGUAGCUUCAAAAGUCUUGUGGAGCACAGAGCCUUGCUGUCUUCCUGUAAACAUGGAUUUGUCCUGGAUCUGAGCCAGCCAUGGCCACUUACAAUGACGCAGAGAGAGCAUCUCAAACAAGUGACUAAUUUCUGACCAGAGACUUUGGCUUCAUUCAGGGUUUUUAAGGGGCUCUGUUUGAGGGGCUUGAAACUUCCAUAAACUGCUAAAACUCAGGUAUAUUUUUCAGGGUGAAAAACAGGAAACUGUGGAUAGUGCUUGUGUUAACGUGUGUGUGUUUGGAACGGAAUCCAGUUUACAGAAUUUUUUUAACCUGUUGCCUUUUUUUAAAAAGAAAAACAACUUUCGUUGGUGAAUGUAUUGUACAUUAUUGAGGGGUGGGGAGGCCCAGAAUGUAGCAAGCAUAGCACUGGGAUGAUCCUGAACUGUUUACAAUCAUGGCACACUGAAACCAUUCAAGUGAGAGUGAAUGGGGGAGACUCUUGAGACUUCUUACAAUCUUCACCACCUUUUGUAGUCUGGGUCUGAGACACCAUCUGGUACCCGCUCGCAGGAAUCGCUCAGGAAAUGUCACGAGGCUCCCCUCUCCUGCCCAUAUGUAGUAUGCACUACCACUUCCUGUCUGCACAGGAACAAGGAUAUUAGAUAUUUCUAAAAACCCUUGGGGUCUGUAGCAGGUUGCCUGGUGUGACCAGCAUGUCAGCUUCAAAAUCAUAGUCUAUAAAUUCUUCUCACUUUUCUCGCCGCACCGCACACCUUUAAAAAAAAAAAAGCUGAAGGCAAUACAGUUCGCAUGUCGGGAUACCAGACAUUGUUAUAGAAUUCCAACAACUGUGACAUUAGCAUAAGACAAAAAUCAUAUGCAUAUUGAACUAAUCGGUCUCUGUAUAAUUGUCUCUGACAUCCCUGUGAAAGCCAGGCAAGCGUGGCUGAAGUUUAGGGUCCUAUCUACCACAGUAUGGUUAAAAGAUGCUUUAGGAGCAUCAACAAUGACAUGAGAAAUGAAUGCAUUCUGGGAAUGUCUCUUUUACCGCUCAGAAAGUUGUGGGAUUGAUUAUGUUCUAGCUUUUCCUAGGAGGGAUCAUAACUUUUGACCAUAUUGCAAAUGCAAUAUUUGCUACUUCAGAAGCAACUAUAUUGUCCAUAUGGAAAUUUGACAAACCAUCUGAAUCUGCGAUGGAGAGAACAUGAAGUGCUGCAUGUUGAAAUUUUGGCAGAACCAUGUGAAGUUAUCAGGACUGAAAAGGGGGAAGGUGAGGUUGUUACAGGCCAUUACAGAGCAAGUCCUAUAAACAGUUCUUAAGCAGUAUAAGCCAUUGCAUACUGGGGCAUAAAAUAAUAGUAUAAAAACACAUAGGGAGAAUUGCACCAUGACUAAUACUUGAGCGGAAAACAACAGCAACACUGCUCUGAUAAUUAGAUCUGUAGGUUCCAUUCAGGCCUGCAUACCUGUUCUGUAGUAGCACGGAACACCUUCUCUUCUGCUAUUUCAAUACUACGAAUUGAUUCACUUGUUGCUUAGUUUAUAUCUGUGGGCAGGUUAGGAAUAGUCCUUCUGUUCAAGUGUAACCUUUCCCUCUCCCCCCCGGCUCUCCUCACUGUAGGUAGAAAUUAACCAAGUGGGAAACAUCUUGUGUUGGCUUGAGAUUCUCUGUUCAGUUCUGUGUGCAGCGACAGGAAAGGGGGGAGGAGGAUGUGGGUAGAUGAAACAGCCUGAAAUUCACUCCCAGUCUCCCUGCUUGGACCAUAGCAAAACUGGACAAGCCUGCAGGUACAAGCAUGUCUACUGGCUAGUACAAUGAACCUAAUGCAAUUUAAACAGGUAGCAUUCCUGUGUGGUAUGCUGUCCGUACAACCACUGCGGAUGGACAGUAUUUUUCCUAAGAUUGUAUGGAAAGAAACAGGUAUUGGCACAAGUUUCAAAAAUUAAAUUAUGCCCUAAUUUCAAGCAUCUUACCCCUCUCUGGUAUUAGCAGUUUAGGUAAUUUUCCAAACUUCAUUCCAGAGCAAUAGCUUGUAAUUUCACACAGACUGUUACCAUAUUAAUUUGGUGUAUGGUGUCCCACCUGUGGUUUUAAACUAUUACUGGGGAACCUCGUAGUCCUUCUCUUCCCCUUCAUUUCCUCUUACUGUCUUUUGUCUGAUGACUUUGCAUACUUUGCAUACUUUGCAUCAUAGUCUAUGAAACAGAAAGACCUGUGCUGUCAUAGCACUGUGUAGGAGAAGAUGCUUUGGAAGCAAAGAGCCAGUUUAAUCAGAAACAAGAAGUAGGUAGAUUGAGGUGCUGCGCUAGAGUAUUUUUAAGUGAUGGAAAGCAUGUGCUGCUUCAAGGCUCCUGCUUACAGAUAUGACAUUAGUGGUUGAACAGCAGGCAUGUGAGCUUUUUGUAUGGCUCAGGAGUGUGGCAGAGCGGCUUUUCCUCUGACAAAGCCCACGCUUAUAAUAACAAGGAGCCAUCUUGCUUCCUCCCAUCGAUGUCAAUUCAACAAACAGUGCUGCUCCAGCCUGUAGGAAUUCUUCGCUCUACACUCAGAAAGAAUCUUAAGAAAACAAUGCUGGUACACAAGGACCCCAGCACUUCUGGGGUUUUCCCUUCCAGUCAGCAAGAGAGUGUACCUGUGUACCUUUUUUUGUAUGAGUGAGUCCUUCUACUAUACAGUUCUGGCAAUGUUGUUGCUAGGUUGAGAUAGUGAAAUUUUUCUUCCUUGAAACAGAAAUUAAGUCCACAGCCUUAUUCCAGAAGCCAGAAACAGUAGUUAACUAUCUAUUUAUAAGGGGAGAAAGAAAAGAACUGAAGCUUUCUACUGAUGACACUGUUCUUUUCUCAGUAAAAAGAAUAUAAGUUUGCUCUGAAUUUAAUUCAACACAACAUUUUCUUAAAUUGGCAGAGAAACAAACACAUCUCUGAUUAUGGGCCUUUUCCCAUUUGAAUGUCAGCAAACAUUUUCUGUUCAUGUGAGACUUAGCUGCUCUUCCAUUCAUUCUUUCCCAACAGCCAGACUUGCUGUAACUUGAACCUCUAUUUCUCACCCAUCUCCAAUUCAACACCCAGGCGGCCCGUUGGGACUGGUUGGUGGGCAGCGAUGUGGAAGGAGGACAGGGCUUUCAUUUGCCUUUGCUUCCCAGAUCCAUUGUAUGUUCCCUGUAUCCAAAGCAAGCAUGCUUUGGAGCUGGCAAGGGGAGUGCAGGAAGAGACGCAUCCCACACCCCAUGCUCUUUCCAUGCAAAGUCAAAGCUAGAUGACUGUGCUCACAGGAGGAGGCAGGCUCCUUCUACGGUGGUGCACACUUGUCCCCAAGUCUGUUGUAGAAAGAGCUGGUGAGAGGGUGGAUAGGUCAAAGGUCAUGGGUGAUCAGUUGUCCUCUCGAUAACAAUGAGUUGUUACAGGGCAUUUAUCUGGAGCUUCUGCUUACUGAACUUGUCAAUUAUUCUAUUUAAUAUUUUAUGAAGAAGAGACCUUCACCCCCUUAUGGGGAGCAGGUAUGCUGUCUUUACUAAGAGAAUAUGGUUUGAUAGUGACAUAACUUUUCCCAUACUUGUGUUUAAGGCCUGAUUUAUAUAUAAUGCUGUGGGACAAAAGUUGACAAGUUCAGCUUAGCUCUGGCCUUUCCAUUAAUUUGUCAUAGAAACUGGGCUACCAUCCAUGUAAAGCUGCUGGGCAUGCUUAAAUAGGACACCAGAGGUCCACGGCCUGUGCAGGUAUUGCUCUCGCAUAUAAAACACAUCUAGCUGCUUCGCACAUGUGGCAGCCCAAUUGACAUGAGACGUUGCGCAGGUAAAAAAUAUCGCAUGUAAGGUACUCUCCGCUCAUUAGCAUCCUGCUUAAAUCAGGCCCACAUUUACAGGAAUUAGAUCUUGUGGGAAUAAUCAGUUGCUCUGGCAUACAAGUAGGGGUAGGCGAAAUAAAUAGGUGAGCUGUAGUUGCAGUCGUCAGAAAAUGCGAAAGUGGAAGUGAUACAUUUCAAACUAGGACCCAACAGAUGGUUGCAAUGUAAGGGAAUGAGGUGAGCAUGUUCCAACAAUGAAGCUGCUGCUGGCAAAUGUAUUUCUCACCGGGUAAGCGUGUUUGUGGUGAAGGGCAAAGUGAGAAAUUGGCAAGAACUCAUUUCUGGUCUUGUGCCAGACUUCAGAGGCACCAGGCGGUAGCAAGGCUUGUUGCUGAGCCUUCAGUCCAGUGCAGCCACUGGCAUGAGCGCCCCCUGCUCUGCCCAGCUCAGGAGAAGGGCACUCCUUUCUGCGUCCACAUGUGGCUUCGUAGGCUCUUGGUAGGAGCAACCUCUGGGUGCCACUGGAGCCCAGGAUGAAUGCAGAGAUCAAGACACCCCCUUUUCCAAGCCUGAGAUUCUUGCCCUUGGAGCUGUUCUUGUUUCAUAGAUGCAACAAAGUGCUGAAGACUUUUUAAUGGCUUCUAUACAGCGUCAGAGCACAGCAAGAUGUUCGACAGGCCUGUCCUCGGAUUUGUUCAGGGCAGUCAGUGACAAAGAAGGGGAGCCAGAUUUUGUGGGGUGAAUGUUUGGGUCAGGGAUAGAAAAACAGGACUAACCAGCAACAAAGUAAUGAAAAGGUUCAUCCUAUUAAACACGUGUCCAAAAAAGUUGCUUUACGAUGACACGGAUGUUCAUUAAGAAGGGUUCAGAUGGGAUGAGUAAUGCAGGGGGGAGAAUGUUGGCAGUAGUGAAUGGGGAGACUCUGGGCAUUAUUCCAGCUGUCGAUGUACUGGGCAGGCCCUGGCAUUUAAUGCCUUGUGUCUUCUGGCAAGUUUCUGUAGGAUGUAACUAUUAAGCAUGUAUUUCACUUUGACCGCAUACUAGGUGCUUAUUAAGAGAGCAGCAACAACCAAGAAAUUGCCACAAGGUUUCUUUGGCCUGGGAUCGGUGGAAUGCUUUUAGUUCUGGAUAUGUAGAAUCUCUGCACUAUAGGCAAGAGCUCAUUCCUCUGUUAAGCUGUCCUUUGGAUUUAGCCAUGAUCUGUACUGACCACAAGGUGUCACUACAAUGUCAAGCAUCCACAGAUAGUUUCCCAAACACUGGAGGAGGGUUUCCCAAUGUUAGGGUACUGACUCCUCCCUCAAGUUCAACAAAUGUAGAUGCAACUGGCGACUAAUGAUGGUGCUUUGCUCUUCCAUGAAAAAAAUAGUUCAGUGCCUAUUGCUGCCUUAUAGCAUUAUUAGCAAUAAAAUCCUAAUAGCAAAUGUGUUUUCUCCUUGGUCCCCUGAGCUGAAUAAGAGGUAUAUUAUAGGAAUCCGUAGCAGGGUUGCAAAAACUCAGUAGUCUUGGGCAAUUGUAAAAAUUUAGGCCUGACACCUGGGUUGCUGCAGAGAUCAUGAAGGACAUUUCCCCCUCCCCCUGGCCCUUAUUUGUUGCAUUUUUUUGUUUUCCAAUUUGCUGCCUGAUUGUUUCUGGGGUCCAUUGGAUUUUCUACAAAUAGUCAGUCGUGAGAGAGAGAUUUCCACUGUCAGAAGGAUAGAUUUUUUUAAAAAGUGGCAACGCAAAGAGGAAAAUCCUGUUUCCUGAAAUAAUAAUGUUUUUUUAUCAGAUAAUUCUUGGAAAUUCACAUGUUAAAUUGAAAUGGUGGAGCUUUGCCUAUCUUUCAUCAUUUCUGCAGUGUUUGCUGGAUUAUAGGGGUGGGAGGGAAAUGGGACGGUAUUAACUGUAAGUAACUUUGUAAAGAAUGUAACUUGCCUGUUUGAGGUGUAUGGAGAAGAACUGUGAAACGGCCCGUAGAGCAAAGGCUGGCAUCUUGUUUGGUUCUGAUGUGUUGGGAGGGGCCUUUCCAGCUGGAUCCUGGUCUUACACAUAGCUGGAGCCUUUGCUAGCCCACAGAACGACAAGCCCGUGGCUGUAAGAAGCAUCUCAUCACCCAGCUGUGAAAUUGUACUGACAAAACUCCGGGACACGUUCUGGACUGCACACAGCAACAUUUGGUUGGAUAAGUGGACUUCUCCUCAAAUGAGAUUUCGCAAGGGAGCUGGGGUGAACCCUCCAAGCCUCAGCAGACUGAAUGAGUGUUGGAAAACUACUGUAAUGAGCGUCCAUUGGGUACAUGAGAAGAACGACUGGAGGAGUCCCUGCGUGGCCAUCUCUUUUCUCCCCCCCGCUCUGCCACAGGGGCUCAGGUACCUCACUCAGCUGCCUUUUCUGCUGCUCCUGGAAGCCCUGGUCACUUUCCCUACGCAUGGAGCUCAGCAUCAGGGAUCCUUUGCUCUCCUCUUUUGCUGCUGCAAAAAGCUGGGUUCGAACUCUCCUGGUCAGUACUGGAAAGGGGAAUGCUAUUUAUUUUUGUAUUGUGUAUAUUUUGUCUUGGUCUACUGAUUCCCUUCACCACCUGAGAGCGACAGUUACCUCAAUAGUUAGCUUAAUAUUGUGUUUUGGGUAAUUUUUUUAAGGAUCCUUUUUUUAAAGAAAAAAAAAGCUCGUUCCUUGGAGAUCUGUAGAUUUUAUUUCCAUAAGAAUUUGUUAUUUUGUAUAAAGUAUGUUCUUAAAAUA
This is a messenger RNA of Sphaerodactylus townsendi, 11449 nucleotides long. Its product is annotated as cat eye syndrome critical region protein 2. NCBI's taxonomy places the organism in Eukaryota, Metazoa, Chordata, Lepidosauria, Squamata, Sphaerodactylidae. The record is from RefSeq and is a predicted model, not a curated record. Gene Ontology annotation, cellular component: CERF complex. The transcript has 19 exons. The coding region runs from base 426 to 4865 and encodes 1479 amino acids. Gene Ontology annotation, biological process: chromatin remodeling. Gene Ontology annotation, molecular function: protein binding.